UUCGUUAAAGUGUAACUGUUCAAAGGCCGAAGUGAAAAUACAAUGCCGCAUUCUGUAACUUUAGCGUGGAAACCCCUACAGGAUGCCGCUUUAUCAGGGAAUUUAACUCUACUGGAAUCGUUAUUGAAAGGGGGUAAUCCCGAUGCGGUUGACGAAUUAGGCAGAACAGCUCUGAAUUCCAUAUGUUUGCGUACCAAGUUGAUGAAGAUCGACUUGAAAAUGAUUCAACUUCUUAUCCAGUAUGGAGCCGACGUAAAUACAGGAGAUGAAGACGGUAACAGUCCGAUGAUGAAUCUGUUUGGUAAAGAAUCUAAUGAUAUGCGAGUACGCAUUGAGGCAUUGAAAAUACUUUUGAAAAACGGAGCUGACGUCACACGUGCCAACCACAUGGGUAGAACUAUAUUCAAAAAAAUUAUUCUUUGCGAUCCAACAAAUCCAGACACUGCAGUGGCACUUGAACUGCUUUUGAAAAACGGCGCUGAUCCAAACACGAUAGUUGUUAAUGAAUUUGACGAGACGGUUCUUCAUUUUAUAUGUAAUCUACCCAAGUUUACAAGAGUCCAAUUGAAAAUGAUUCAAAUUCUUUUAAAAUAUAAAGCCGACGUUAAUAUCAAAGAUCAAGAUGGUUACACACCUAUUAUGGGCUCAUUUCGUAGAACAGAAGAUUAUAAUUCACGCUUGAAAGUUUUCAAGUUACUACUGGAAAAUGGAGCCGACGUCACUCUUGUCAAUAAUGAGGGGGAUACAGUACUACAUAAUAUCUAUUUUUAUAGUGUAAAGAAUCAAAAUUUUAUAGCAAUAGUUGAACUCUUGUUAAAAAGUGGAGUAGGCGUAAAUAUUCAAAAUGAAUAUGGUUAUACAGCGCUUCAUAUAGUAGUUAAUUACUGCAGAGAUAUGAGGAGAAUCGAGCUGCUUUUGAAAAAUGGUGACGAUCCAAAUAUCGUUCAUAACAAUGGCGGUACACCUCUGCAUACCAUAUGUUGUCGAACUGAAUUGACGGAGGUUCACUUGGAAAUCAUUCAACUUCUUAUCCAGUAUGAAGCCGAAGUUAAUAUCCAAGAUAAAAACGGUCGCAGUUCUAUUAUAAAUUUGUUUCGAGAUACAAAAAAUUACAAAUUACGCUUUGAAAUUUUCAAGAUAUUACUGAAAAACGGAGCCGAUGUCACACUUGUCGAUCACGGGGGUCAUACAAUAUUACACAAUAUUUUUUUUCACAAUACAGAGGAAAAUACGAUCGUUGUAGAAGUUAUUGAGUUGUUGUUAAACAUUGGAAUUGACGUAAAUAUUGAAAAUAAUGACGGCGAAACUGCAUUUUAUGUAGCGGUUACGCAUUGUAAGAAUAUAAAAGCGAUCGAGCUGCUUUUGAAAAAUGGCGUCGAUCCAAAUAGGGUUGAUAUCAACAAGGGCUGGACAGCUCUACAUUCCAUAUGUUCUCCACAUCAGUUGACGAGGUUCCACUUGAAACUGAUUCAACUUAUUAUCCAGUAUAAAGCCAACGUCAAUAUUCGAGAUAAAGACGGUUGCACUCCUAUAAUGAACUUAUUUCGUAAUGCAGAAAAUUACAAAUUACGCUUGGAAGUUUGCAAGUUAUUACUGGAAAACGGAGCCGACGUCACUCUUGUCAAUAAUGAGGGGGAUACAGUUCUGCACCUUCUCUUCAAAAACAAUGCAGAGGAAAAUCCAAUUAUUUUAGAAGCAGUCAAACUAUUCUUAGAACGUGGAGUUGAUGUAAAUAGCCGAAAUAAUGACGGUUAUUCUGCACUUCAACUAGCAGUUAGAUUCUGUAGAGACAUAAGAGUGAUCGAGCUGCUUUUGAAACAUGGCGUCGAUCCAAAUAUCGUUGAUAUCAACUGUGGCUGGACAGCUCUGCAUUUCAUAUGUCAUCAACAUAAGUUGACGAGGUUCCACUUAAUAAUGAUUCAACUUCUUAUCCAGUAUAAGACCGACGUUAAUAUCCAAAAUAAAGACGGUUGCACUCCUAUAAUGAACUUAUUUAGUUAUGCAGAAGAUUACAAAUUACGCUUGAAAGUUUGCAAGUUAUUACUGGAAAAUGGAGCCGAUGUCACUCUUAUUAAUAAUGAGGGUAAUACAGUAUUGCACCUCAUCUUCAAAAACAAUGCAGAGAAAAAUCCAAUUAUUUUUGAAGCAGUUGAAUUGUUGUUAAAAAGUGGAGUUGACGUAAAUAAACAAAAUGAAAAAGGUUAUUCUGCACUUCAUCUAGCGGCUGACCACUGUGAACAUGUGAAAAUAAUUGAUCUGCUUUUGAAAAAUGGCGCCGACCCAAACGCGCUUGAUAAAAAUGGCUUAACAGCUCUGAGCUAUAUUUGUACAAAACCAAACUCGGCAGAUCGUGACGUGACAUGUACUAAGUUGAAAGAGGUCCAUUUGAAAAUGAUUAAACUUCUCAUCCAAUACAAAGCCGAUCCUUAUGUAAAAAACCAUCAAAAUAGUAGUCCAAUAAUGUACCUUUUUGAAGGAGAUUUUUGUAUUGGUGAUGAAUUGAGUCUACGCAUGAAAAUUUUUAAAUUACUAGUGGAAAGCGGAGCCGAUUUCAGCAAUUUCGACGUAUUCAGCAAAUCAAUGUUGUUGCACCGAAUUCUUCGUUGCGAUCAUUGGGGGUAUUUGUCAGAGCAGCUAGUAAAGGGACUUGAAUUUCUGUUAAAAAAUGGGGUGGACAUAAAUAUGAAAGAUAAUAACGGUGAAACUGCACUACAUCAAGCGGUUCGCUGUACACAAACCAAACAUGUGGCAUUUCUAUUAAAAAAUGGAGCUGAUCCAAAUAUAACUGAUGUCAUCGGCAACAUACCCUUGAAUUAUACUUUCGAAAAUUUCCAUAGAUUUUUAAGUGACCAUCUACUCAGUGAACAAUAUUUAAAGAAACAUUUGGAAUUACUGAAACUCAAUGUUGAACACAAUGCAGACCCUUCCCACGUCGGUGGUGAUGGCAAAACCGUGUUGCAUUCACUGAUGGAUGAAAUACGCUCAUUAACUUUAGACUCCGAAGAAGCAGCCGAUUGGAAAGCGGUCUCAAAAUAUGUGCCACAAUAUGUUGAAAUACUGUUAAAACAUGGAUUAGAUGUGAAUGUCAAAGAUGGAGAUGGAUGUACUGCUCUCAACGAGGCGGUGUCAUACUGCAAUUACGACGUAGCAAAAAUUCUAGUGAAACAUGGAGCUGACGUUAAUACUGUCAAAUUCGAAGGUGGAUUUUUGGAAUGGGAAUGGAUGGGAUACUUAAGCCUACUGAACUUCCUGGCAAUUAUCAAACUAUGGCAGAGCAAAGGUUUCCAAAUCAAUAACCAUCAGUAUUUAACGGCAUUUAAAUUUUUGACGUUUCAUCAAGAUUUUGAAAUACACUCUGGGAUACUUGAUCUCCUUUCUAACUGGAUCCGGCAGAUUUAUGAAUUAGGUUCUGGGUCUUUGGUUAGAAAAUCCAUUGAAAUGCUUAUUCGCUAUGAUAGUUUAACUUGUACCAAUUUCGAUAGUGCCGAGAUAAAAAAAACAUUAUAUACAGAGAUUAAUCUAUAUCUAUACUUAAUAGAAUAUGGAAAUAUGUACAUGGAUAUUAAAACGCACAACUAUUUACGGAACAAGUUAAAUUCACUUGUUUCCGAAAAUCCAGAAAUUGACGAACACGAUAGAGAAUUUAGAGACAGAGAAUGCCAAUUCAUUCGAAAAGAAGUUGACUUAGCUAAAAAGAUGAUCAUUAGUAAUAAUAUUUCAUAUCUGGAUCUUUGCACUUCUAGUCCUGAUAAAACGUAUCGUUUAUUGACAAAGUGUGAUUAUGAAUCAGCAAUAAGCUCAGCAGCGUUCAGGAAAAAUUUUGAUGGUACUGGAAAAAUCGGAGGUAUUAUUCGUGGAUACAUUACUAAAGCUUUAGUAAGGAGAUUCAUAAGACAAUCGACAACUGACUCUAUCAAACUAUUGUUUCAUGGUAUUUUACCCGAUUUAUGUUGUGAUAAAAUCAUCAAAUUUUUGGACGUUAUAGACUUAGUAUCUGUAUAUGAAGCAGUUAUGAAUUGUGAAUCUUAAAUUCGGUACACAUUUUUAUGUAAUUGUUGUACGUAAGUUGUGUUAAACGAGUAAAAUAAAAAUAUCCGAAUAGUUCAACAUUUUACUAUGCAAAAUCGAUCUUACGUAUAGACGACAAGUCAUAAUUUAAAUUGACAUAGACUAUUUCAAAUAAAUUAUAUUUUUAUUUUAGAUCGAGGUUUUUACAUUUUUUAAUCGUCUUUUUAUAAUCCAUUAGUUGCGAUCCUGCAUUAAAAUAUCGUCGCUUGAAAAAUAU
This is a messenger RNA of Trichogramma pretiosum, 4285 nucleotides long. RefSeq names its product ankyrin-2-like. Gene Ontology annotation, molecular function: protein binding. NCBI's taxonomy places the organism in Eukaryota, Metazoa, Arthropoda, Insecta, Hymenoptera, Trichogrammatidae. The transcript is spliced from 2 exons. The record is from RefSeq and is a predicted model, not a curated record. The coding region runs from base 43 to 4029 and encodes 1328 amino acids.